This is a messenger RNA of Drosophila guanche, 572 nucleotides long. RefSeq names its product larval cuticle protein 65Ag1-like. NCBI's taxonomy places the organism in Eukaryota, Metazoa, Arthropoda, Insecta, Diptera, Drosophilidae. The transcript has 2 exons. Gene Ontology annotation, molecular function: structural constituent of chitin-based larval cuticle. The record is from RefSeq and is a predicted model, not a curated record. The coding region runs from base 76 to 396 and encodes 106 amino acids. Gene Ontology annotation, cellular component: chitin-based extracellular matrix.
CGCCAUCAGUUGGUACCAUUCGUCGCAGACUGUUCGAGAACCGCAGACCUCAAACCACAAAAACCAACAAUCACCAUGAAGUUCCUCAUUGUCUUCGUUGCUCUCUUCGCCCUGGCUCUGGCCGCUCCCACUGCUGACGAAGGUGCACAGAUUCUCCGCUCCGAUUCGGAUGUAGGACCCGAGAGCUUCAACUAUGCAUACGAGACCAGCAACGGAAUCAGCGCCCAGGAGCAGGGACAGCUGAACAACAUCGGCACCGAGCAGGAGGCCAUCUCCGUCAAGGGAUCCUACAGGUUCGUCGCUGAUGAUGGCGUCACCUACGAGGUCACCUACAUCGCUGAUGAGAACGGUUUCCAGCCCCAGGGCGCUCAUCUGCCCGUUGCCCCCGAGGCAUAAGUUGAGUUGUUUCCAAGCCAAGCAGCUUUAAAGCCCUUGUUACCUUCCCAAAAAACUUCCUCAACCCCCAUUCUUGUGUCCUUAUUCUAAAGGAGCGAGAACUAAGUCAAGAGCCCACCCCCACAAAUUUGUUGAAUAUUAAAGAAAUAUGAGUACCUAAAAGUAAACACAAAAAA